AUGAACGAAAUUUUUAAAGAUUCGAGUGUGUCGGAUUUAUAUCAUGAAUUUGUUUCUAAAUCUACCAAUGACCCCUAUGAAGAUGCCGUGAGCUUUCUUAAUUUUAUUUCUUCUAAAAUGUCAGAGGAAUGUAUAUUAAAACUUCGUUUAAAAGCAUCUACUUUCAGGCAUGAGGCUGAUGAUUCUAGUACAAUUGAAAGACAAUUAUCAGAUGAUGGUAUGAGUAUUUAUAGUGCCAGUGAAAUGCCCCUUUUAGAAGGUGAUAAUUCAGAAAAAGAAUCCGAUGAGUCUAAAGAUGAUGAGGUCAAUCCGGAAUUGUCUGUAAAUACGUUCGAGGAGAAAUCAUCGCGUCCUUCAUUAGAGAGCUGCUCUCGCAGAUCCAAUGAGUAGUCUUCGGUUCUUUCACAAUCUUGUUGCUCUGACCCUAAUCAACGGGUUCUGAUGCCCACAAUUCCACGGUCUUCUCUGAAACAUAAACGGAAAUCCACUAAUCCGGUUAAGAGGUUAAGUUUGCCUGCUAGUAGAUCAUCGGAUGUAGUUGAUAAAAGCAGCAAAUCCAGACAACGGAAAACGUCGGUUUCACGGAAGUCAGCCUUGAGGAAACGUGUGCCUUCAGGUGGUGGAAAGGGGAAAAAGCAGGAGUGUAGUGUCCGGAAGACAGGAGAAGAGAAAGAUGAGUCAUGUUCACCUCCUCACCCUUCAGUAACUGAGACGCCCAAUCCGAAAGCCUCGCUUCCACGUUGGGAACGAGCUCGAAUGGCAGCUGCUGCGAAAAUUAAAAAUAAGAAGGUAAUCGUAGCGGAGUCGCCUUUGAAGCCAACACCAUCAGGGAAUGUUAUCGGUAGUCCCUUGCGUCGUCUCCGGCGUGCCUCCUCAUUUCUCAAUUUUGGCGGUAACAAUGAAGCCUCCCAAUCCUCCUCCAACCUCGGAGCUCGGGCUGAACGCUAUCAGAGGCGAUUACAAGAGGAGGAGACCUCGUUGAGUCAAUUCAGUGGUGGUGGGGAGAGUAAUUCCCAAUGCACACAACCACUCUCUGCGUCGAACUCGUGCUCUGAUCUUCGAAGGAGGAGUUCUAAUCUACUAGUCAAUUUUGCCUCUCCGAAGAAGCCUACUAAACCCACUCUUCAAUCUGUUGUGUCUUCACCGUCCAUUCUUACUUCUUUAAAACGGAAAUCAGUCAGACCCUUCCGUCAUCUCUUUGGCGAUGAUCCUACCUCCUCGACUGCGUUGGAACGAAGAGAGUCGGCUUCAAAACGUCAGAGGAUUGACCCGGAGGGCGGUUCAAUCGCCCAGCCGAGAAUUUCACGCGAAUUCAGCGAAAACGCCAUGUUCCUCGGCGAGGACGAAUUCCUACUCCACACCAAUACGCCGCCUAGAAUGCGAACAAGGGGUAUGGAUGCACACAUAAGUCCAAGACGGGAAAGUGGAGUCCUGUCUCCUUCCAAAGGUGAAGGCGGAGUUCCAGUCCUCUUCAAGACGCCCACCAAGAACUUGCGAAGUGCCGCGAGUAUGAGACAAGCGUCCGAGCAGGAAAGCCAGUCUGACGUCCACAAUCGAAGAACUCCAACCAGAAGUCAGUCGUUGCUGUCUGGUGCUCCCAAGCACCCACCGACUAGAAUUUUACGAAGUGGCUUAACAGGCCAAAGAGAAGCAUCAGCACUGGAUGUGCCAACUGUAUUUCAAUCCCAUGGGACUCCAACUAGAAGUCAGUCAUUGUUGCCCUCCUCAAGACCUGAAUCUCCAUUUGCUCCCAAGACUCCGACGGAAACUCGAAGUCCUGGUCCCAGCCUUCGAAGGAGGCUCAAAUUCACUCCAGAUCACCAAACCCAGGAGAAUUCUGAGACUCAUAAAACCACGAGAAAGCGUCCAGCAGCAGCAGCACAGUUUCCGUCGCACGGCGGAAAUCAGUCGCCCCCUAAAACGCCUACCAAGAAACAAAUUCUACGUAGUCCUAUUAGUCCUGAAGCUGGUGGUACAAGUCUGCCUGACCCUUCAGAGUAA
This is a messenger RNA of Rodentolepis nana, 2001 nucleotides long. The record is from the annotation of a GenBank genome assembly. NCBI's taxonomy places the organism in Eukaryota, Metazoa, Platyhelminthes, Cestoda, Cyclophyllidea, Hymenolepididae.